UUGUAGUUGCAUGAGGGCAUGGAUGCGAUGGAAAUCCAGUUUCCAUUUAUUCAACAGGUAGAUCUUCCAAGGUCUUUUCUAUGCCAAGCACUAAGCUAGCCACCAGGGAUGUGGUAAGAGUAAGGAAUUCACCUUUUGAGACUGUCAGAAGGAGGAAAAAUAAAUUGUCAAAAGACUGAAAAUAGGAAAUCCGAGGCAUGGUCAGCGCAAUGUGCGUUGUGCCUCAGAUGCGAUGACUUCCUGAAGAGCUGGCAUAGAAUAUUGAAGAAAUUUUAGUACUAGCUUUUGAAGUUAGUAUAAAUGUGAGAGGUGGAGGUGAGAUUUCAGAAGCCCACCAUUGAGCAGCAUCUGUGGGGCAGGCGAUACCUCGAGGUUUCAACUUGUGCACUUGAGCUCUGGAGAGAUGGACUCAGAAGGGACGGAGCGCCGCCUUCUGGCGAGAGUGUCCGCUGCAUCAUUGGAGGAAAUUUCGACCCCCUGGGGGAGCUAGCGUUCUCACAGCAGCCCGCGCGUUUCCGGAAGACAGUGGAACUUCAAAGGCUCCGGAGGGGAACGGGAGGGGGCGGCGCGUUCCAGCGCACUUGGCCUUGUGGCCGCCCCGGAAGUGACGCGUUGCCCCGCUGGCGGUGCGGAAGUUGACAUGGCGGAGCUGUACGUGAAGCCGGGCAACAAGGAGCGCGGCUGGAACGACCCGCCGCAGUUCUCCUACGGUCUGCAGACCCAGACCGGCGGACCCAAGCGCACACCGCUCACCAAGAGGGUUGCCGCCCCCCAGGAUGGAUCCCCCAGAGUACCCACCUCAGAGACUUCUCCUGGGCAUCCCCCAAUGGGGCUUCCACCUCCUUCAAGUAAGGCUUCUGCCCCCCCCACUGUGGGGAGCUGUUCUGCCUUUUUUGUGGAGCCCACCAAUUCCCCAGUCACUGAGUCUGAGACUGUCCUGGAAGAGGUGCUGAGACCUUUGGAACAGGCAUUGGAAGACUGCCAGGGCCACACAAAGAAGCAGGUCUGUGAUGACAUCAGCAGACGCCUAGCUCUGCUGCAGGAACAGUGGGCUGGAGGGAAGCUAUCAACGCCUGUGAAGAAGAGGAUGGCUCUGCUGGUGCAAGAGCUUUCAAGCCACCACUGGGAAGCUGCAGAUGACAUCCACCGCUCACUCAUGGUUGACCAUGUGACCGAAGUCAGUCAGUGGAUGGUAGGAGUUAAAAGAUUGAUUGCCGAAAAGAGGAGUUUGUCUUCAGAGGCGGCGGCCGAUGAAGAGAAAUCUAUAGCCACUGCUGAGAAAACCCAGAUUGUACCAGGCGUCCAACAGGCUCCAUAAUUCUGCAGGUUCCCCAAACUCACAAUCACACCAUCUCCUGUGUGUUGGCAUGGGAGGUCUUCUCAUUUGGCUCCCUCUUGCCCCUUGAGAGACUGCCUCAGUGGGGUCCUUGGCCUGACCCAUCUCUGGGGAAGAGAUCUCACCGGGGCCACUUGUUAACCAUUACAUGGAUUUCAAUAAAAACAUCUCAGUGGUA
This is a messenger RNA of Condylura cristata (star-nosed mole), 1514 nucleotides long. It is a transcript of the gene SRA1, whose product is annotated as steroid receptor RNA activator 1. NCBI's taxonomy places the organism in Eukaryota, Metazoa, Chordata, Mammalia, Eulipotyphla, Talpidae. Gene Ontology annotation, biological process: regulation of transcription by RNA polymerase II. The transcript is spliced from 5 exons. Gene Ontology annotation, cellular component: nucleus. The record is from RefSeq and is a predicted model, not a curated record. Bases 641 to 1318 code for a protein of 225 amino acids.